AUGGAUCAGCAUAGUCCUAUUGAGAUGUCAGCGCUUGGCCAAUCUUUCCGCUGUGAUAAGUGCGGUUCGCCCUACGUUGUUGACCCAAAUCGACGCGGUAAUCGAAAGAAAAAAUCCAAGCACAUGGCAUGUCCCAGGCGGAAGUUGGACCCGCAAACCAAUAAAAUAUUAACAUUAUGCAACGCCUGUGGUUUGGCGUUUAGUCGGAGUAAAAAAGCAAAACCGAAUCCAUCGCCACCAUCAUUAGAAAUGAAAUUAGAAUAUCUAAAAGAAGCUAAACAAUUUACUUCGCGCUUAAUUGAGAAGUUUGGUGAUCAAGAUGCGGAAAGAUUAAGUUGCCCCAACUUUAAAAAGCAUGGAUGUGGCUGUCUCCAAAAAUAUAUUACCGAUCAAAGUCAAAAUGAAUCAGAAACUCGUGUACGCCAAUUACUUCAUUUAAUUAAACAAGCUAAAAUUUUACGCCAACAAAAGUGCUAUGGUUUCCCAAACAGUAACGGGAUCAAUAUUAAUUCCACCAAAUCAAAGAUUAAAGUCGGUCUUGGAAAUGGACAUCGAAAAUCUAAAGCAUUUGAAGAAUUUGUGUUAACCCAACGUAAAAUUUUACGGGAAGAAUACAACCUAUGCGAACGAGCAACACAGAAAAUCUUAAUUUAUUCCAACAAUUUCUUACAUAAGAAAUUAAAAACAGAUCCUAACCAACGUUCAAGAAUAACACGAAGGAAAGGAAAAGCUGCUUUAGGAAAAUUAAAGCCCAUUCAAGAUUUAGCUAAUGAAAAUUGUUGCAUUGACAACUGCAUUAAGAUUGCUAAAACUCAUGCUAAAUUACUAGAAGAAUGGCGAGAACGAGCAACGUCUGGACAAGAAGAAGCAAGACGCGUCUUAGCUGAAAUGUUAACGCCAGCUGGAGGAAGUAGAACAAAUUGCUAUCGAUUUAUAUCAUGGAUAACAGGAUGUAGCCAUAGUACAAUUAGUCGUGUAAACGAACAGAUGAAGAAAACUGGAGGUAGUCGGGAGCCUCCACAACACGGAUUAAAACAGUGGUGGAGAAAACAUGGCCAACCUAGAAAAUCUUGUAAACCGCAAGAAAGAUCAGAACAAAUGGUGGACAAGACUACAAAAUCAGUAAACUAUUCACAAUCAUUUUACCAGCAAAACCUUUACUCGUCACCACCCAUAACCAAAACAGAAAGUUUUUCAUCAUGUAGUCAACAUCCACAAGCUAUCGCUGACCCUAGCCAAUUAGUGGAUACAUCUCAAUACGAACAAGACAAUCAAAAACUAAUGGAAAUUAAUUCACAAUGGAAUAGCUUUCGAUCCCAACAGAAUAAUAACGUUAAUUCUAGAAAUCAUUGUCAUAAUACGCAAGUUAUGCCCAAUAUGACAACAAAUGCAGCUGUUUACAAUAUCCUUCCAUCAGAUCAGUACAAUGACCAACAAUUUACCCUUAACGAUUCAACACAGUUGCUCCAUUCUGCUACCGAAAAUAAUAACCCCCAAUACAGUUAUUAG
Trichoplax adhaerens is the source of this 1509-nucleotide messenger RNA. RefSeq lists its product as uncharacterized. Lineage: Eukaryota; Metazoa; Placozoa; Uniplacotomia; Trichoplacea; Trichoplacidae. The transcript has 7 exons. Bases 1 to 1509 code for a protein of 502 amino acids. The record is from RefSeq and is a predicted model, not a curated record.